AAUUAUUAAAGGAUUUUUAAUGUCAACAAUCUAGUUGUUAUGACAACGUCCGAAUCACGUAAUCAAAAUGGCGACCAUCGGCAAGAAAUUUUGACAGCCGUAAACUUGCAGAGAUGUAGAAAUGAACUGAGGACUUCUGUACUGGUGAUUUUUCCACAAUUCAUGAGUACAGUAUGGUGUAAAAGUUUUUACUGAAUCAUGAUUAACACAGAGCAAUCUUAUUGAAUUCAAUGUCUCUUACAUCUAAUUCACGAUUAUACAAUAGCUUAUCAAGUUACGCUAUGCCAGGUGAAACAAGGUCCUCUCGUGCUAGGGCAGGAAGUUAUGGUUUGUCUAGCACAACUCGAGGUGCCAGUCUAGAUAGAAGAAAAACCUCUCAUGGUUUGUCAACAAGUGUUACUAGUACUGGGUCAAGGUCUUUAUACCCAAGACCUCUACCGCCUGGCCCUGGGCCAUUGGAUGCAAGUGGAAGGCGAUUGACAGAAUUUAAACCAAAAACAAGAACAAGUCCAACAAGUAGCAGUAUUCGUAAUGGUCCACUAAAACCUGAUUAUAAAAGUACCUAUUCGAGUACUUACUCUGAUUCUUACCAUGGUUCAUCUUUAAAAGCCAAAUCUCCACAAAACGAACAUUAUGGAGUUUCAGCUACAACCAGUACUUCUUUACGAAGGAGAUCAUCCAGUAUUUCUAGUUUAAGUGAUGCAACCAGAGACAUGAAGUUAAACGGUGGUAGAGAGGAUAAUUAUAUAACACCACGGUCAAGAGAUAUUGCAGACAGAACUCUGUCGAGGGCUUCAAGGAAAGAUUCAAAUGACAUUGAUAAUCAUGACAAUUUAUGGUCACCAGCCUCACGAAAAACAUCUGUAAUUGAGAAUGGUACUUCAUUGAAGUCAGAUAUUGGAAGACCUCCUUCUGGAAGGCGUCGUGAUAGUAACCAAGAUACAUUACAAGAAUCAAGUUCUAGUAACAGUCUUUCGUCUUUAAAUUCCAAAUACUACAGUUCUGGUAAAUGUGGGUUACGUAACCUUGGAAACACAUGUUUUAUGAAUAGUGUUCUUCAGUGCCUUAGUAAUACCAAACCUCUUUUAGAAUAUUGUCUGAAGGAAGAUUAUCUACUUGAUAAAAACACAUCGACAAGUUCUCUAAAGGGACAACUUAUAACAGCUUAUGCCAAAUUAAUGGAGGGUAUUUGGAAGGAUAAAGAUUCUUCUGUUUCGCCAAACUCUUUCAAAACACAGAUACAAAGAUUUGCUCCUAGAUUCAUGGGCUAUGCCCAACAAGAUGCUCAAGAAUUCCUGCGAUAUUUGUUGGAAGGACUUCAUGAAGAUGUUAAUCGUGUCACAAAGAAACCAAAACCUGUCACAAUUAAAGAUGAAGAUUUUCCUCAGGACAAAGAUAAAGGCCAAGAAUACUGGAGAGUUUACUUAACUUAUGACAAUAGUCAUAUUGUUGAUAUUUUUGUUGGUCAGUUGAGAAGUACUCUGAACUACCAUGAUUGUGGUCACAAGUCAACAACUUUUGAUCCCUUUUGGGAUCUGUCUGUACCCAUACCAAAGGGACGUUCAGAUGUGACAUUACAGAGUUGUAUCAAUCUAUUUAUGAAGGAAGAGGAAUUAGAUCAUGAUGAGAGACCUACAUGCUCAAAAUGUAAAAGAAAAAGUGCUUGUUCCAAGAGUUUUGCAGUGCAAAAGUUCCCCCAGAUAUUAGUGAUUCAUUUCAAACGGUUCAGUCAGGGCCGAUACAGUCAAAAAGUGUCCACACGAGUCGAAUUCCCAGACAGUUUGGAUGUCACAGAAUACUCAUCAGAAAAAGGAAAUACCAAAAUUAUCUACAACUUAUAUGCAGUCAGUAACCAUUCUGGUAGUGUGCAUUCUGGUCAUUAUACAGCUUCCUGUAAACAUCCGUAUAGUGGAGACUGGUUCCACUUUAAUGAUAACAGGGUAUCAUCAACUUCAGCGCAUAGUACAGUAUCAUCCGAAGCAUAUUUAGUAUUCUAUGAACUUUCAAGCAGGUCUUCUAGAUUAUAGCACAGAGUAACCUGAUGGAUUUACAGAGGAAAACAUAGAAAAUUAUAAAAGACACUAGAAGAACAAUGUAUUGUUGCGAAAAAUAAAUUCAGUUUGCAUUUUUCUCUGUCAGAGUCUGAACUUCUUAAAAGAAAAUCAUAAAAAUGUAAGUCCAGAAAUGCUAAAUCAGCUGCUGACUUCAACUCUCUACAGUUACAUAAAUAUUAACCAUAUAUGAUGUUUUUAACAAUGUGAAUGAUGGUAUCUACCAUUGCUAGAAUCACAAUAUACAAACCUCAGAUCCUUUUUGUUUAGAUUCAUUUCAUAAUGUAACACAACCUUAAAGUAAAAUUGUUUUAUUGGCCUCCUUUGGAAGAUUUCCUAGUGUAAGAACAGGAGCAGAAAUCUGAUAUUGCAUUUAUUGUAAGGCUCCUGGAAGUCCAUUCAAACUAAAAAAAUCUAGGAAUAUUUGUCAGUAAGGAUGUAAAAAGCUAAACUCUAAAAAGUUUGAACAAAUUUGAAUGUUUAUAUUUAGUAGUACACUACAAACGUUGUUUAUCAUUCAUGCAUGUUAUUGUUUUCUGUUUAUUGCUUGAAUUAUUAAUAUACCUCUUACAUGUAAAUAAUGAAAUGGGUAGGAAUGCUUUAUCAAUAUAUAUUACUGUUAUGAAAUGAAUGGUUUAUAUCCAAGUUGUGAUUUGCAAUCAGGUUGUACAAAGUUAUUAACUUGCAGUGAAUGGUUUAUAUCAGAGUUGUGAUUUGUAAUCAGGUUGUACAAGGAUUUUGUGAAUGAGUAAAUGUGUAAAUCUGCAGUGAAGGAAUAAAUGUUUUCAUUUACGUAAAAAUAGUCUCAAUUUAUAAAGCCGUCUCAGAUAUUUUACAUGAAAUCCGAGCCAUAUAUGAACAAUACUCUAAUAUUUAUGGCAAAUUUUUUAGCUUUUGAAUGAUUAUGUGAAUGUUUUGAUGUCAGAAUUCACUUAUUGGGAUCAAAUAUACAAUGUACUUAAAUUUUGCAUCUUUACUUUAAACUGCUUUGUGUUUGUAAACAAAUUAUUGUAAAGUGCAGUGACUAAAUUUUUGUAUGAAAAUUUAAUCUGAAAAAAGUGAAAAAAAGUAGGUUUAUGAUUUGUAGAAUGAGAUUUAGAUAUUGGCCAAACAUUUUGACUACAACGAACUUUCUGUGUUGUCAAAGAAAGCAAUUAAUGUAUUUAUGGAUUAUUUAGAAGCUUGAAUGUUGAUAGUUUGACAGUCCUGACUGUGUAAAAUCUUGUGAAGAGUGUGGGCAGCUUUGACAUUGUGAAAGAUCUUGAAUGUUAUAUUAACUUUCUACAUAUUUGUUUUUUACCAUUUAUCAAUUUUAUAUGUUAUGAGGUAUAGAUGUGAUCAAUAUCUAUUUAAGUUUGUUAUUGAACUUACAGUACUUGUCUUUAUUAGUGAGUCUAGAGUCACUGAUAUAGUCCUAAUGAGCUAAUUGUUACUCAGUAAUCUCUUUAAAUGUCAUCAUUUGCAUACUCUUCAUGUGUUUCUGUCUGACAGAUUUCUUACAACUUGUCAGUACAAUUUUAUGUCUUAUUGUGAAGCUUUCUCCUACAUUUAUUUUCCUCAGUUCAGCCUGAGCAAAUUUAAGUUAGAACACUAAAAAUAAUUCUCUAGGUUACAAUAGAAUUGCCCAUUUUAAAGAAAAUAUAUUGACACUUGAAUGAGGGUUAAUCUUUUCAAUUUAAUGAUUCAGUAAAAAUAUUACAAAUAUAUAUUGAAUAAGCAUCUUAAAACAUGAAUAUUUGACAGACUCAUAUUUCUGGAGCACUAAUUAUUCAUUAGAGAACACAAAAGGAGGGGAGGUAAUGAUGAUAUUUUUAGAUUUUAAUUACAGCAUUUGAGCAUUGUUAUCAGGAGAUAUUAUACUAUGCAUUCUAAUCAUGUUACAUUGUAUAUAUUUAAAUAAUUAUUUAUUAUUAUAUAUACCAUGGAAAGUUUUAUGUAGUGAAAUUUUUACAUAUUUUUUUUGUCCCAAGUGUUUUUUUAACAUGUUUAUAUCAGUUGUGAUUAAAAAAAUAUUUUAUAUUUUAUUCAUCAAUACAUACAUUUUCUUAAAAUUUAUUAAAAAUUAACACCUAUUUGUUUAAUUCAGACAUUUAUAAUGAGAUUGUCAAUAAUGAAAGAGAUAAAAUCCUACCUACAAACAUGCCUAGACAUUAUUAUAAAAAAACGGAGAAUUUUAAGUCCAUAAAAUGUUUUGCAAUGGAAAUUUGCUUUCUUGGUCCAGAAUCCAAGUUGACAAACAUUGACAACAGAAGUAUUCCUUAUUUAUAUGAAAAUUAUUGAAAAAAGAAAGAAAGAAAAAAGAUCAGUAUAUAAAUUCUGAUUUUUAUCCAUCUCCAGAUGAUAGUGCUCUUCUAUAUGAAGAUAAUUUUGUUGUCAUAAGGCCAUUCAUAAAUAAUGUUUAGUUUCUCAAUACUUUUAUUAGAUACAAUUUUGCAACACAAACAAGUUAAAAACUACCACUAUAGCAAAAUCCGUGUUUGAUGAUGAAAACAAACAGUAACAAACGGUUUGUCAAAAACAGUAAAUGUGUAAUUCA
Mytilus trossulus (common blue mussel) is the source of this 4587-nucleotide messenger RNA. RefSeq names its product ubiquitin carboxyl-terminal hydrolase 2-like. Gene Ontology annotation, cellular component: cytoplasm. The transcript has 11 exons. Gene Ontology annotation, biological process: protein deubiquitination. The record is from RefSeq and is a predicted model, not a curated record. The coding region runs from base 231 to 2027 and encodes 598 amino acids. Gene Ontology annotation, molecular function: cysteine-type deubiquitinase activity. NCBI's taxonomy places the organism in Eukaryota, Metazoa, Mollusca, Bivalvia, Mytilida, Mytilidae.